Molecule: messenger RNA, 1581 nt
Organism: Geodia barretti
Lineage: Eukaryota; Metazoa; Porifera; Demospongiae; Tetractinellida; Geodiidae
Source: the annotation of a GenBank genome assembly
UACUUCAAGGGUGAAGAGUCGUCGGACGCAAGACGGCAUGCGUUACAACGACAGCGAGUGUCCGCAAGAGUUCAACUGUACGGGCGACAACGUCAGCUUCAGCAUCGGCACGACUCCCAGCUAUGCCUCCCUCGCCUCCAGCUCCCUCUCCUGUCUCGGCUCCGUCCUCAUCAUCCUCGCCUUCCUCAUGCUCCCGGAGAUCCGCACUGGAGCUCAGAAACUGAUCACCCUCCUCUCCAUCGCAGACUUUUUCACGGCCUUCGGGUACUUCAUCGCUGCCAUCAACUUUCUCCAGCACUACAGGACGUCCGAGCAAAAGGGAGACAAGAGAAACUGCGAAACGUUCGAGACUGUUUGCGAGGCCCAGUCAUUCAUAACGACCACCUCGAGUCUCUGCUCGUUUCUGUGGACCAUUUUUCUGGCCGUCUAUUUUCACGUCGUCAUCGUCAACAAGCAGUCCUUGUUGUUUGGGAAGAAGGCCUUUGCCCUCAUCAACCUCAUUUCGUGGGGUGUCCCUCUAGUCAUCACCAUUCCUCUGCUGUGUACUAAGCACCUCGGGUUCACUCCAUUCAGCACUGCGAAUUGGUGCUUCAUAAGGGACUCGCAGAAACACUCAAUCAAAAAAGACCUCUUUAUUAUCCUCGUGCUGGUUGCAGGGAAGUUCUGGGAGAUCCUCAGCUACAUUUUAGUCACAAUCCUUUACAUAUCUAUCUCCAUCAGCAUAUACAGGUCUCGGCGAAGGCUUUCUGUAGCCCAGAAUGGUGCACCUCGGAUGAGCCAGGAACGCGUGGAGCUGAGACUCCUCUCCAUCCCUAUUGUGUUCCUGCUGUUGAGACUGUGGGGCACUAUCCAGUUCUUUUACUCCCUCUCGCUCACCAGCUCUGCCCACGUUGAACAAUGUAUCCCCAAGACCAAGUACAGAGUUCUACUGUGGCUCGGCGUAAUGCAGGCAAUUGGAGACAGUGGUCAAGGCUGGAGCAAUGCGAUUCUCUACAUCUUCCUCUCUCCAACCAUCAGAAUGUGGUUCAUCUGCGAAUGCAUCACCGGAUGCUGCUCUCAACUGCAGGCACUCGGCCGUGCUUGCGGUGUACAACUGAGUGGCUAUUCGAGAUUUUCAAUCAACGAUCCAAGCGUUAAUGACGGUCUCAAUAGCGAACGAGAGGCACUAAAUGGAAGUGUUGCCUACAUUGACCGGGAGCAGGCGGGCUUGAAGAGAACCGAUUCCAGUUCCUCGUAUGGAGCUAUGAUAGUCACAGAUAAUGUAAGUGAUUACCCACCAGGGGUGUUCUGUACUGCAGUGAAGACACCAGGAGAUGCCGCCAAAAGCAGAGUUAGGGGACGUGAAGAAUUGUCGGACGCCGCAUCACUAUCUCAUCAGACCGAUUAGCCCGCCGGUAUUUUGGGGUUUCCUUAUACAUACAUGCGUGUUUAUAUUUCACCAUGAAUAAUUAUAGUUUGCACAGCCAUUAUGAAAGAUACAUAAAAUCAGACGGAAUAUUGUAAAAAUAACAGGGACAAAGAUGCAUCAUUAAAAAAAUACAGAGCAGUGAGAGGGCUCCAUUGAGUACAUUCAUUAUGCCA